AUGGCAGUGGAGGGUUCGUCUACUAGGACUAGCAAAUUGGUGCCAAUACCACCGGAUGGUGGUUGGGGUUGGGUUGUAGUGAUGGGCUCGUUUUUCGUCCAUGUGUUCGCUGACGGAUUCGUGUACUCAUUUGGUGUGCUCGUUGAAGUCCUCAUAAAGGAAUUCAAUUCGGAUAAUACGGUAUGUGCGAUGAUUAUUUCACUACUGACUGGUCUUACACUUGGAAGUGGACCGUUGGCAUCCGCUGUGUGUAAUAAAUACGGAUGUCGGACAACAACAAUUGUCGGAGCUUUCAUUGCUUCUAUUGGAUGCGCCAUGUCGUACUUUGCGACGGCAAUGUGGCAUAUUGUCUUCUCAGUCGGAGUGAUAAUGGGUAUUGGAUUUGGUCUCAUGUACUGUCCGGCCAUUGUCAUUGUGACAAUGUAUUUCGAAAAACGUCGUUCCUUAGCAACUGGAUUCGCUGUUGCUGGUGCUGGCGUUGGUACAGUGCUGUUCUCGCCAAUCAAUGAAUACAUUAUCACUCACUAUGGAUGGAGAGCUGUGUUUCUUGCAUUUCUUGGAAUUUUGGGGCUAUGCGUGCUUUGUGGAUGGACAUUUCGACCCUUAAAAUUUCGCGAAAUCCACGACAGUGAUGAAAUUGACGACAUAGAAGAAGCAAAAAAAGCUGAGCCUGUCCAUCCAUCCUGGGCCAGCAAACUGAUACCAAACUUGUCUGAGAGGAUGGUAGCAUUUGCAUUCAGUCACCUUCAACGGCGGAAACGUUGUGAGACAGUCGGUGAAAGAGAUGUGGGAUACCUUAAUAGGAAGGAUGUAUUCUACACCGGAUCUAUUACAAAUGUUACUGAGUUCAACGAACAUCCUGACAAAUUUAGGUCCACAGGGUCGUUGCACAGGCGAACGGCGAGUGUAACAGUUUCUGUGUCUGCUGAAAAGUUGAAAGAAGUGAAAGAAGCGAGUGAAGAAGUUUCAGAAGAUAAUAGCAAUACUGACAAUACAGAGGGUAAACAUAUGUUUAGGACGAUAUCAAAGAUGCUCUCUCUUUCUCUUCUUCUUGACCCGAUAUUCCUCAUUUUUGCCAUAUCGAAUCUUUUAACAUCGGUUGGCUUCAACUCUCCACUGUAUUUUUUGCCUUUGCAUGCAACGAAAGGUGUUGGGCUUGAUACGGUCAGGUCAUCUCGAGUUCUUUCCGUUUUUGGGUUGUGUAACACUCUUGGUCGUAUCGUGUUCGGCGUCGUUGCUGACCACAGGCUGCCACUGCCAUACGGGUUUGGAGAAGAUACAGCCAGGAAUAGGCUUUGGAUAUAUAACAUAUCACUUUCGCUUUGCGGCGUGCUCACAGCAUUCUGCUACCUCUGUUCUGAUUUCAUUUCGCUUUCUGUCUAUGCUGGGCUGUUUGGAUUUUCCAUUUCCUCCUAUAUUUGCUUAACGAGUGUCAUUCUCGUUGACAUACUUGGACUCGAAAAGCUUACUAACGCCUUCGGUCUUCUUCUACUAUGGCAGGGUAUUGGGACGGUUUUUGGACCACCAAUAUCGGGAUAUCUCGCUGAUCUAACGAACACCUACGUCUGGUCAUUUGUGUUCUGCGGCGUCAAUUUACUGGUCUCGGGUAUGAUGCUGUUUAGUAUUCCAUAUUUUCGAGAGAAAAACACUAGACAAGCUAUUCCACAGCAUCCACCAGAGGAUUUGAAACUUCAGGAGUGA
This is a messenger RNA of Angiostrongylus costaricensis, 1701 nucleotides long. NCBI's taxonomy places the organism in Eukaryota, Metazoa, Nematoda, Chromadorea, Rhabditida, Metastrongylidae. The record is from the annotation of a GenBank genome assembly.